Drosophila miranda is the source of this 921-nucleotide messenger RNA. RefSeq names its product protein sisterless A. The transcript has a single exon. Bases 163 to 783 code for a protein of 206 amino acids. NCBI's taxonomy places the organism in Eukaryota, Metazoa, Arthropoda, Insecta, Diptera, Drosophilidae. The record is from RefSeq and is a predicted model, not a curated record.
UUGGGUGGCGAUCAUUCAUGAACAGACCUGCAGCGGUGGCCCAGUGCCACCCAAUGCCGAUUUCGAGCUACCUGUUUUCUAUAAAAGCGAGGCGUGAAGGGACGAGGGGCAGCACAAGCCUUGCACACUUCGAGGAGAGCACACAUCACACCCGAACACGCCAUGGAACAGAGCCAUCUCUAUCUGCAUAAAUUCUACGCCCAGAUCAGUCCAGGGCCCCUCAUAGUCAGCGCCCCUGGCCUUCAUCCGCAGAGCAGACCGGCAACGCAGCAACCCGAGCACAUUGACGAGCUGGUGGCUCUGGAGCUGCAGCACCUGAAGACGCACUACGCCGACGAGGAGCAAAGAUAUGUGGACCAGAUGCUGCUCGCGAACCCCAUUGUGGUGGAGCGACGGGCCCAACCUAGGCCGGAGACGACAGCGUCCGGCGCACCAUCCCCGACAGAGGCAUCCAGAACAGUACCAGUGCCAACACCCUCGCCCAGAGCCACAUCCGCAGCCGCUCCAAUGGCCAGCAGUCGCCACGACACCCAGCGGCAGAGGGCCGAGUCCUGCCGCAAGUCGCGCUACAACAACAAGAUCAAGAAGGCCAAGCUGCGCUUCCGUCACAAGUUCGUCAGCAGCCAGCUGACGGAGAGCGCCGGAGUGCUGGACCACAUGCGGGAGGUGAUUGCCCAGGCGGAGGCGGAGCUGCUGGCGCGGGGCUUCAAUCUGGGAGCCCUGGAACGCAUGCGCAGGAACUUCGGCGUGGAUCGGUGCAUGACAGCGGCCAUGGACCAGUGAUUGAUUGAAUGAAUGAUUAUUCUCUUAGUCUUAGUUCUUAGACACAUUUUUUUUCUUGUUGAUUUUUCGAUAUUAAGCGUAUUAUUAUUGGUAUUUAAAAACAAUUCAAAAUAUUGUAAAUAAACAUGUUCAGCGAAA